AAACCCACUUUACAUAUGGGUCCACUGAUGACAAGUGAAAAUAUUCAAAAAACUAUUAUAAAUAAGGACUACUACAACCACUUCAAUGCCCUCAUCACAGCUCUCACUACCUUUGGACCCUUCUCCACAGACAAAAAGAGUCCCCCACUCCAAGCUUCUCAAAAAAUGGACACUCCAACAUGGGUUUCCUACGCAGCAGCCUGGAUAGCAACCCUUGCUCUUGUCCUCCUUUCUCGCCGUCUCCGUCGCCGGAAACUCAAAUUACCACCUGGCCCAAAACCAUGGCCCAUCAUCGGAAACCUCAACCUGAUAGGCCCACUCCCACAUAGAUCCAUCCACGAUCUCUCCCAGGAAUACGGGCCCAUCAUGCAUCUCAAAUUCGGAUCCUGCCCUGUGGUCGUCGGAUCCUCCGUGGAAAUGGCAAAGGUCAUCCUCAAAACCCAUGACGUCACCUUCGCUUCCCGGCCCAAAACGGCCGCCGGAAAAUAUACAACCUACAAUUACUCCGACAUAACCUGGUCCCCAUACGGCUCUUAUUGGCGUCAAGCCAGAAAGAUGUGCCUAAUGGAGCUUUUCAGUGCUAAACGCCUCGAUUCCUACGAGUACAUCAGGAAAGAAGAAAUGAAUGCGUUGCUUAAAGGUCUAUACAAAUCGUCGGAAACUCCGGUUAACCUGAAAGACCAUCUUUCGACUGUGAGUCUCAACGUUAUAAGCCGUAUGGUUCUUGGGAAAAAAUACACGGAUGAAACCGAGAACUCGAUCGUGUCUCCUGAGGAGUUCAAGAAGAUGUUGGAUGAGCUUUUCUUGCUGAGUGGGGUCUUGAAUAUCGGGGAUUCGAUUCCUUGGAUUGAUUUCUUGGAUUUGCAAGGCUAUAUUAAGAGAAUGAAAGCUUUGAGCAAGAAAUUUGAUAGGUUUCUUGAGCAUGUUUUGGACGAGCAUAACGAAAGGAGAAAAGGAGUGAAGGAUUAUGUUGCCAAAGAUAUGGUGGAUGUGCUUUUGCAGCUCGCUGAAGAUCCUAACCUUGAAGUCAAGCUUGAAAGACAUGGUGUCAAGGCAUUUACCCAGGACCUGAUAGCCGGUGGAACAGAGAGCUCAGCGGUGACGGUGGAAUGGGCAAUCUCAGAGCUUCUAAAGAAGCCAGAGAUAUUCGACAAGGCAACAGAGGAACUAGACAGAGUGAUAGGAAGAGAAAGAUGGGUCGAAGAGAAGGACAUUGUUAAUUUGCCAUUUGUCGAUGCUAUAGCUAAAGAGACCAUGAGAUUGCACCCUGUUGCACCUAUGUUGGUACCAAGAUUUUCCCGUGAAGAUAUCCAAAUUGCUGGCUAUGACAUUCCCAAAGACACCAGAGUUCUUGUAAAUGUCUGGACAAUAGGAAGAGACCCAACUUUGUGGGACAGUCCUAACGAAUUUUGUCCAGACAGGUUCAUCGGAAAGGCAAUCGAUGUUAAAGGCCACGACUUUGAGCUUUUGCCAUUUGGGUCAGGUCGGAGGAUGUGCCCCGGCUACAGUCUUGGUCUCAAGGUGAUUCAAUCGAGCUUGGCCAAUCUGUUGCAUGGAUUCACAUGGAAAUUGCCACCAAAUAUGAAGAAAGAGGAUUUGAAUAUGGAGGAAAUUUUUGGGCUUUCAACCCCAAAGAAGUUUCCACUUGUUGCAGUCGCAGAGCCUAGGCUUCCUGCUCAUCUUUAUUCACUGUGAUUAGGGUGGGUUUGGGUUUUAAUUCUCCAUCUUCAUCUUGUAAUAAAGUAUUAUUGGGCUUCCAAAGAUCUAUUACUAGUAUAGCCAGCCAAGAGUCGGAAAGAAAAUUAUGCAUGUUCAGUGUUCUAGGCAUUAUGCUUUUAUGGUCAUGCUAUGCUUUGAGAGUGACUUGUUUUAUGUAAUUCCCAAUCCUGACCUGCUUUUGUGUUUUUAAUUAUAUAUAUAUAUAUAUAUAUAUAUGAGUAAGUUAUUUUUCUUA
Messenger RNA from Ziziphus jujuba (common jujube), 1954 nucleotides. Its product is annotated as dimethylnonatriene synthase. The transcript has 2 exons. The record is from RefSeq and is a predicted model, not a curated record. Gene Ontology annotation, molecular function: iron ion binding; heme binding; oxidoreductase activity, acting on paired donors, with incorporation or reduction of molecular oxygen. NCBI's taxonomy places the organism in Eukaryota, Viridiplantae, Streptophyta, Magnoliopsida, Rosales, Rhamnaceae. The coding region runs from base 16 to 1695 and encodes 559 amino acids.